Molecule: messenger RNA, 501 nt
Organism: Macadamia integrifolia
Lineage: Eukaryota; Viridiplantae; Streptophyta; Magnoliopsida; Proteales; Proteaceae
Exons: 1
Coding region: 1-501 (166 amino acids)
Source: RefSeq, a predicted model, not a curated record
AUGGAAGGUGUAAAACCGGUUCAGACCCCUAUGGCUACAAAUACCAGUCUUUUAACUGGUCAAGGAAAAACAUUAGAAGAUGCAACUUUAUACAGGAGUACAGUAGGUGCUCUGCAGUAUGCCACAUUGACCCAGUCAGACAUUUCUUUUGCAUUAAACAAUGUCUGUCAAUUCUUGAAGGAGCCCACAGAAGAACAUUGGAGUGCUGUGAAACUGAUCCUACGCUACCUAAAGGAGACAGUUACACAUGGAUUACUUAUCAAUAAGAACUCCUCCAAUGAAAUCCAUGCUUACAAUGACGCAAACUGGGCUGGUUGCCCCAAUGAUAGACGGUCUACAGGUGAUUACACAAUUUAUAUGGGUCAAAAUCUAAUUUCUUGGUCCGUUAGAAAACAACACACCAUUGCCCGGUCUUCAACAGAGUCCGAGUAUAGGGGCGUUGGCAAAUGCAACGGCAGAGGUACAGAGAGGAAGAUGUGUGGAUCGAAAAUCCAGAAUUGA